Trypanosoma rangeli is the source of this 1698-nucleotide messenger RNA. RefSeq names its product fumarate hydratase. Gene Ontology annotation, biological process: generation of precursor metabolites and energy. Bases 1 to 1698 code for a protein of 565 amino acids. The record is from RefSeq and is a predicted model, not a curated record. Gene Ontology annotation, molecular function: fumarate hydratase activity. NCBI's taxonomy places the organism in Eukaryota, Euglenozoa, Kinetoplastea, Trypanosomatida, Trypanosomatidae. The transcript has a single exon.
AUGAGCCUGUGUGAAAAAUGCGGUUUGGCAUCUGAGUGUCGUGACGCCAAGGCGAUUGAGGAUACAAAGGUCGCAGUACCAGAGUUUCACUACGAGCCGAUUUUCCAACCCUCAGACCCGCACCACAACGAGACUGAGUACUACAAGAUUGAGGGUGAUUAUGUCAAGACGAUGGAGACGCUCGGGAAAACGAUUUUACAGGUUAAACCCGAGGCACUCACUGUGCUGGUGCAACAGGCUUUGGCCGAUGUACACCACUUCUUCCGCCGGGAUCACCUUGCUGGAUGGCGGCGCAUCCUUGAGGACCCCGAGGCCUCUGACAAUGAUCGCUUCGUUGCACAUACCCUCUUGAAGAACGCCUGCGUUGCCGCUGGUGGUGUACUUCCAUCGUGCCAGGACACUGGGACUGUGAUCGUUCUCGGAAAACGCGGUGAAACCUGUUGGACAGGCGGAGAAGAUGAAAAGUACCUUUCCAAAGGUAUUUGGGAUUGUUACGUGAACCGGUAUCUUCGCUACAGCCAGACAGCGGCGCUUGAUAUGUUUAAGGAGGUGAACACGGGAGAUAAUCUGCCUGCGCAGAUGGAUCUGUUGGCAGUACCAGGAAAUGAGUAUCACUUUAUGUUUAUUGCAAAGGGUGGCGGCAGCGCAAAUAAGUCAUUACUUUUCCAACAAACCAAGGCACUCCUGAACCCCAAGUCUCUCAGAGCCUUCAUUGAGGAGAAAAUCAAAGGCCUAGGCACGGCGGCGUGCCCCCCGUAUCACAUUGCCCUGGUCAUUGGUGGCACAAGUGCGGAGAUGACGAUGAAGACGGUGAAGCUUGCCAGCUGCCGUUAUUACGAUUCAUUGCCCACAACUGGUAAUAAGUACGGUCGCGCCUUCCGUGAUCUUGAGUGGGAGGAGAUUGUGAUGGAUGUUGCUCGCAAGUCCGGAAUCGGCGCACAAUUUGGUGGGAAAUACUUCGCUCACCAAGCCCGUGUAAUUCGUCUGCCACGCCAUGGUGCGUCCUGCCCCGUUGGCUUGGGGGUCUCCUGCAGCGCCGACCGCCAGAUACUUGCAAAGAUCACACCGGAGGGUUUAUUUGUGGAGAGACUUGUGCAAGAUCCUGCACAAUAUUUGCCGGACGUGCCGCUCUCCUCGCUGAGCACGAAUAUGGUGGAGAUUGAUCUGAACCAGUCGAUGAGCGAGAUCCGCAAGCUGCUCAGUCAGUAUCCUGUUACCACCCGCCUCAGCCUGACCGGGACGGUCGUUGUGGCACGCGACAUUGCCCACGCGAAGAUCAUGGAGCGCUUGAAUAACAAUGAGCCAAUACCCCAGUAUAUGAAGGACCAUCCGGUUUACUAUGCCGGCCCAGCAAAGACUCCAAAGGGGAUGGCCUCCGGCUCUUUUGGACCUACAACAGCGGGUCGCAUGGACUCUUACGUUGCACCCUUCAUGGCUGCCGGUGGCAGCUUCAUCACGCUUGCAAAGGGGAACCGCUCAAAGAUGGUGACUGACGCCUGUCAGAAGUACGGUGGCUUCUACCUCGGCAGCAUUGGUGGGCCCGCGGCGAUCUUGGCGCAGAAUAACAUCAAGAAGGUUGAAAUUUUGGAGUAUCCGGAGCUUGGAAUGGAGGCGGUUUGGCGCAUUGAUGUAGUGGACUUCCCCGCCUUUAUUGUUGUUGAUGACAAGGGCAACGACUUCUUUGCUAAACUCCUUUAA